AUGUCAAAACCUCAUAUUGAGCACGAGGACCCCGCCCAGGAUGGCUUGUCCCGCACACUCAAGGACCUUUUUGCUGGUGCUGUAGGCGGAGUUGCUCAAGUCCUCAUUGGGCAACCAUUCGAUAUUGUGAAAGUCCGUCUGCAGACGACAUCCCAAUACUCAGGCGCCUUGGAUGCAGCGACCAAGAUAUAUCAAAAUGAAGGAGCACUUGCCUUCUACAAAGGAACAUUAACGCCCCUGAUUGGUAUCGGAGCCUGUGUGUCUAUCCAAUUCGGAGGCUUCCACUAUGCGCGCCGCGCUUUCGAGGCCAGCAAUACAGCCAAGUCGGGCACCGCCCAACUGUCUUACUCGCAGUACUACGCCGCUGGCGCUUUUGCAGGUAUCGCCAACACGGCUCUCUCGAGUCCGAUCGAGCACAUUCGUAUAAGACUGCAAACCCAGCCGCACGGCGCGAAUCGGCUCUAUACCGGGCCCAUCGACUGCGUACGCAAGCUCUCGGCACAUCAGGGCGUGCUUGGGGGCGUCUACCGCGGUACUGCUGUGACCUUUAUGCGUGAAGCUCAGGCGUAUGGGUGCUGGUUUACUGCAUUCGAAUAUCUUAUGAAUUCUGACGCUGCACGCAACAACAUUGACCGGUCGGAGAUUUCAACACUAAAGGUGGCGGCGUACGGCGGACUAGCGGGUGAAGUACUCUGGAUCAGCAGUUAUCCAUUUGACGUUAUCAAGAGCAAGAUGCAGAGUGAUGGGUUUGGAGCGGAACAAAAGUACAAGAGCAUGAGAGACUGUUUUGUGAAGACGUACAGGGGCGAGGGCCUGGGCGGCUUCUGGAGGGGCAUUGGACCAACUCUGCUCCGUGCUAUGCCGGUUUCUGCAGGGACAUUUGCAACGGUCGAGGUGACGAUGCGGUUGAUCAGCUGA
Molecule: messenger RNA, 918 nt
Organism: Bipolaris zeicola 26-R-13
Lineage: Eukaryota; Fungi; Ascomycota; Dothideomycetes; Pleosporales; Pleosporaceae
Exons: 1
Coding region: 1-918 (305 amino acids)
Biological process (GO): mitochondrial L-ornithine transmembrane transport
Molecular function (GO): L-ornithine transmembrane transporter activity
Source: RefSeq, a predicted model, not a curated record